AUGCCCAUCAAGAUUGUGUAUCUUGUUCACAUGUUGCUUCCUGUACGUCCGAUCCGCAGCCAGGACGAAGGAGCUAUUCUCUGCAACAGCCCCCUGCGAAGAGAAGACGGUGGUGUGAACCCAUCUUGUCCAUUCGUUGCAACAUUCGGUGCGGGAUUCGACAAGCGGAGAGAAGACGGUGGUGUGGGACGCGUCGGGAUUCGGGUCUCCGGGCGUAUCCUGCUUUCGUACAUCAAUGAGUUAAUUGAGUAUAUUCUUCUCACAAAAAAGGAUGAUAGAGAAUUAGAUGCUGGGAAGCCAUCUCAUGUUGCCAGCCAAAAUGAACAAACUGCUAUGGCAUCAGCACAUUGCAAAGAUAAACGAGAUCCUGGGGAACUAGUAGCUUCUGCUAACCAAGGGGAUCUGGCAAAUUUAGUUAGAAUUGAUGGCAGUGCUGAAGCUUCCUCAAGUAUGGCGAGUCAUGUCAAGUUAAUCUCCUCCCAAACAGAAUCAGUGCAUCAUCUGCCUUCACGUACUGCAGAGUGGGCCAGAGGAUUUGAAGCUGCAAGGGAGAGAAGAACUGAAGUUCUUGCUCCUGAAAAUCUUGAAAACCUCUGGACAAAGGGAAGAAAUUAUAAAGCCAAAAUUGAUGCUCAUGAUAACCCAGGACCUAGAGAAGCAAAACCACCAAUUAAGGCUGCUGGAAGUUCUAAUGUCACAGGCCAUGAAAGGAACCUGGAGAGGGAAAUGGGGAAAGAAGGAUCUCUGAAUGUGAAAAGCAGCAAACCUCAACUCAAGCGUUCAAAAAGUAGUUCAUUUAUUACUAAGAAUGAUGUGGGGAUUUGUGAAGCAUCUACCUCUUGAAUCAGUCAUGCUGUGACUUAUGAAGAGUCUAACUACAUGGAUUUGAGCAAGCCUCAUGAAGAAACAAAUCCAAAGAGCACCUCUGAACUAGUGUUUAAUAAGGAACAGUCAUCAUAUCUACCAAAGUUCAAGUG
Nymphaea colorata (pocket water lily) is the source of this 977-nucleotide messenger RNA. RefSeq lists its product as uncharacterized. The transcript is spliced from 3 exons. Lineage: Eukaryota; Viridiplantae; Streptophyta; Magnoliopsida; Nymphaeales; Nymphaeaceae. The coding region runs from base 1 to 843 and encodes 280 amino acids. The record is from RefSeq and is a predicted model, not a curated record.